AUGUUUGACCCCUGCCAAAGCCACAGUCCAGCGCCACAGUCCAACCCCGCAGUCCGGCACCGCAGUCCAGCCCCGCAGUCCAGCAGCACAGUCCGGCCCCACAGUCCGGCCCCACAGUCCGGCCCCGCAGUCCGGCCCCGCAGUCCGGCCCCGCAGUCCGGCACCGCAGUCCGGCCCCGCAGUCCGGCCCCGCAGUCCGGCACCGCAGUCCGGCCCCGCAGUCCGGCCCCGCAGUCCGGCCCCGCAGUCCGGCCCCGCAGUCCGGCCCCGCAGUCCAGCCCCACAGUCCAGCCCCACAGUCCAGCAGCACAGUCCAGCAGCACAGAGUCCAGCCCCGCAGUCCAGCAGCACAGAGUCCAGCCCCGCAGUCCAGCAGCACAGAGUCCAGCCCCGCAGUCCAGCCCCGCAGUCCGGCCCCGCAGUCCGGCCCCGCAGUCCGGCCCCGCAGUCCGGCCCCGCAGUCCGGCCCCGCAGUCCGGCCCCGCAGUCCGGCCCCGCAGUCCAGCCCCACAGUCCAGCCCCACAGUCCAGCAGCACAGAGUCCAGCCCCGCAGUCCAGCAGCACAGAGUCCAGCCCCGCAGAGUCCAGCCCCGCAGUCCAGCCCCGCAGUCCAGCCCCGCAGUCCAGCCCCGCAGUCCAGCCCCGCAGUCCAGCCCCGCAGUCCAGCCCCGCAGUCCAGCCCCGCAGUCCAGCCCCGCAGUCCAGCCCCGCAGUCCAGCCCCGCAGUCCAGCCCCGCAGUCCAGCCCCGCAGUCCAGCCCCGCAGUGUUUGAUGGGAGUUUGACGGUGCUAUCCAUCACCCGGGAGGAUCGAGGCGCCUACACCUGCCGAGCCUUCAGCCCACAGGGAGAGGUUAUGCACAGCACAAGGCUGCUAGUGCAAGGGCCUCCGUUCAUUGUAUCCCCUCCAGAGAACAUCACCGUGAACAUCUCGCAGGAUGCCUUCUUCACCUGCCAGGCUGAGGCCUACCCCCGCAACCUGACCUACACAUGGUUUUGGGAAGAGGAAAAUGUCUUCUUCAAGAAUGACGUCAAGCGCAGAGUCAGUAUUCUCAUUGAUGGAUCCCUCAUCAUUGCUCAAGUGAAGCCAGAGGAUACUGGGAAGUACACCUGUGCACCCAGUAACAGCCUGGGCCACCCACCGACUGCCUCUGCCUACCUAACAGUGCAAUAUCCUGCCCGAGUGGUGAACAUGCCAGCUGUCAUUUAUGUGGCAAUCGGUCUGCCUGGCUUCAUCCGCUGCCCCGCUGAUGCCAACCCCCCGAUAACGAUGGUGAAGUGGAAGAAAGAUGGCCUCCCUCUUAGGAUAGACAAGUACCCCGGCUGGAGCCAGAUGGAAAACGGGAGCAUCCGUGUGGCAGAGGUGACAGAGGACUCACUCGGCACCUACACCUGUAUGCCUUACAAUGCCCUGGGUACUAUGGGAUGGUCCCUUCCUGCUCCCCUGGUGCUAAAGGACCCUCCCAAAUUUUCAGUGGUUCCUGGAGGGGAGUACAGGCAAGAGGCAGGGAGAGAACUUGUCAUCCCCUGCGAGGCUGAGGGAGACCCUUUUCCAGACAUCACAUGGAGGAAGGCAAGUCCACUCAGUUUGGAACGUGGGAAGAUUUUGCACUUACAGUUCAAGUCCCUGACCAAGGAGGACCACGGAGAGUGGGAGUGUGUGGCCACCAACGUAGCCACAAGCAUCACUGCCAGCACGCACGUCCAAGUCAUAGGCACAAGCCCUCAUGCUCCGUCCCAUGUCCAUGUGGUUGGGUCCUCCACUUGGGCCAAUGUGUCCUGGGAGGUGGGCUACGACGGAGGCUACCAGCAGACAUUCUCAGUCUGGCUGAAACGGGAGCAGUUGGGGCCUCACGACUGGCUGUCUGUGGCGGUUCCUGGGGGACGUGACUGGAUGAUGGUGCCAGGCCUGGAGCCAGAGACGACGUACCAGUUCAGUGUCUUGGCCCAAAACAAGCUGGGCACUGGCCCCUUCAGCGAGGUUGUCACUGUGAACACACUAGUAUUUCCUAGAAGUACCCCUGAACCCCUGGUGCUGCUUACCCCACCACGGUGCCUCACAGCCAAUCGCACGCAGCAGGGAGUGCUGCUCUCCUGGAUGCCACCUGCCAACCACACGUCACCUAUUCAGCAUUAUGUCAUGGAGUUCCGUCUGGGUGAGAAGUGGGAGGUUCUGGACGACAGCAUUCCUGCAGGAGAAACGGAGCUGCUGGCCCGGGACCUCAUUCAGGAGGCGUGGUAUGAGUUCCGUGUAAUGGCUGUCAUGGACGAUACCAUCAGCGAGCAGAGUAACAUAGUGGGAGUGUCCAGCACAGAUCUCAAGGCUCCUGUGGUUGUUCUGCAGAGGUCAGAAUACACAUGA
Molecule: messenger RNA, 2361 nt
Organism: Knipowitschia caucasica
Lineage: Eukaryota; Metazoa; Chordata; Actinopteri; Gobiiformes; Gobiidae
Source: the annotation of a GenBank genome assembly